Molecule: messenger RNA, 2862 nt
Organism: Cynoglossus semilaevis (tongue sole)
Lineage: Eukaryota; Metazoa; Chordata; Actinopteri; Pleuronectiformes; Cynoglossidae
Gene: syt10
Product: synaptotagmin X
Exons: 7
Coding region: 1183-2850 (555 amino acids)
Biological process (GO): calcium-ion regulated exocytosis
Cellular component (GO): exocytic vesicle; plasma membrane
Molecular function (GO): phosphatidylserine binding; calcium-dependent phospholipid binding; clathrin binding
Source: RefSeq, a predicted model, not a curated record
UGGGUUUUUUUCCCCAUAAUUUUCUCUUUCCGAGGUCAAAUUGUAGAUCUAUAUUCGACAUAAUCAUCUUACAGAAGAGGAGGGCCUUCAGGGAACAGCUUUUCAUUUGCAACCUUUCCACCUCAUCCAGACACAGAAGAACUGCAGAAUGAUGUGCGGUGUAAGUACCUGACACAAGUCCGGCAGCUCCGUGGAUUUUUAUUCUCUGUCGUCUCUUUUAUCAAUUGUAAAAGAGACUUCCUGUCUUCAUUACUGUCACUUUGGUGUCAGAUCUUUUUUACCAAUUCAUGAUGACUGUCCUUUUUCAUUCUUGAGAACCAUGAAGGCAUGUAAGAAAAUGUAUGGAAACCCAUGUAACAACAGCUAAACUGCUUCUCCUGAAAUGUUUUCAGCCUAUGUCCAGUUGCACAGAUGAUGAUGAUAGGUAGGAAGGUGGAUAAAGAAGCUGGACCUCCAGAUCUUUUACCCUACUCUCUCUAGAAGACGUGCAUGAAAUAACAACCCAUAACACAUUGGAGAAUUCAACAGGGUCUCACACACACAGAUACACACUUUAGAUACUGUGUCCUCUCAUGGAUUCUACACAGUUUUUCUAAACAGUUUAUAUCCUGCUGCUACACCAUCAAUGAUAAUGAAUCGAGUGACUGGAGACUGGAGUGUUUAAGGGUGAUUGAUGCUGACUCACACUCGCUCUGGUUUACAUGUGGGACUAACGGGCGUGAGUGGAGAUAAUGACUUAUUUUUCAGAACUACGGGGUUCGGGGGCCCCCAGGGGACCGAGCCCUGUCGGGGCUGGAGUAAACCUGUGCACAUAUGUGUGCGUGUGUUUUAGAGAAGAGGCGGAGACACACACACACACACGGAGAGAGUCUCUCAUCAGAUAAGAGUCGAGUCAUUCCAGCAGAGUGGAAUCUUUUUCCACUAAUGGCAACCUGAUGCGCAAAGCUAUUGGUUGCAGCGAGGGUUGGUCUCCUGCGCCACGUCACAGUCACCACCACCACCACCACCUCCUCCUCCACUGCUGCCACCGCCUGUCAUCCACACCAAUGUGUGCUGCGCGUCUCGCCAUUCGCUCCUCGGUGCGCGCAGGAUAAUGGAUCAUUACGCAGCGCUCUUGGCGCUGGCUGCUGCUGCUGCUGUUGCUGCUGUUACUGCGCUCUGCGGCGCCUAAAAAGUGUCCAAAUGAACCGCCGUCCUCCCGGUACCUCCGGUGUGCAAUGGCUUAACAGGAGAGACAUGAGUGUCCGCGCAGAGGACAGCAUCACCCUGUGCCAAAGGGCUUUCCAGAUCGUUACGGAACUUUGCCUCACGGGACACGUGGACCGGGAGAAAUGUGCAGGCAUUUUCCCACUGGACAGCACCAUUCCAGGUAUAGGACACGCAGGUUUCGGACACGCAGACAUCUCUAUAAGUCUCCUUGCUGUGGUGGUAGGUUUCUGUGGCCUCGCCCUGUUGGUAGUCUCUCUCUUUGUCUUUUGGAAGCUGUGCUGGCCCAUCUGGAGGAGCAAGGCUCUGUCAGCCCAUGCUGAAAAUGGUGUGCAUGUCAGUUUCCCAGAGGUGCCUUCUCCUCACUCGCCGGCAAAUGUUGGAUCCAAAGUGGGCGAGGUGGAAAAGAAGCAACCUCUGGAGGCAAUGGCCAACGGACGGCCCUCGGUCAAGAUACUGGAGGCGGCCAUGAAGAUCAGCCAGACGUCUCCAGACAUUCCUGCAGAGGUGCAAACGGCCCUGAGGGAGAAGCUGAGUCAGCAGGCUAAAAUCCAGAGGCAGACCACAGAACCAACCUCCUCCUCCAGGCACAACUCAUUCCGGCGCCACCUGCCUCGUCAGAUGAAUGUCACCAGUAUGGACUUCAGCAUGGACACAGUUCCUCUGCGACAGUCUUCGACGGCCAGCAUCGGCAGAAUCAAGCCUGAGCUGUACAAGCAGAAGUCUGUGGACUCGGAGGGCGAGCCCAAGGAGCCCGUGGAGACCUGCGGGAAGCUGAGCUUUGCACUGCGCUACGACUACGAGGAGCAGGCGUUGGUGGUGAGGAUCCUGAAGGCUUUAGACCUGCCGGCAAAGGACUUCACGGGCACCUCCGACCCCUACGUGAAGAUCUACCUGCUGCCAGAGAGGAAGAAGAAGUUCCAGACGCGGGUCCAUCGCAAGAACCUGAACCCCAUGUUUGACGAGGCCUUCUGUUUCCCGGUGGUGUACGACGAGCUGUGCAACCGUAAGCUGCACUUCAGCGUGUAUGACUUUGACCGCUUCACCCGUCACGACAUGAUAGGGGAGGUGGUGGUGGACAACCUCUUUGAACUCUCUGAUCUUUCCAGGGAGGCGGUGGUUUGGAAGGACAUCCACGCAGCCACUACAGAAAGUGUCGACCUGGGGGAGAUCAUGUACUCGCUGUGCUACCUCCCCACAGCGGGGAGAAUGACCCUGACCGUCAUCAAAUGUCGGAACCUCAAAGCCAUGGACAUCACAGGCUCUUCAGACCCAUAUGUCAAGGUUUACCUGAUAUGUGACGGACGGAGGCUCAAGAAGCGGAAAACAACAACCAAGAAGAGCACCUUGAACCCUGUGUACAACGAGGCAAUCAUCUUUGACAUCCCCCCAGAGAACGUGGAACAAGUCAGUCUGUCCAUCAUUGUGAUGGACUAUGAUCGGGUCGGACACAACGAGGUGAUCGGAGUAUGUCAUGCGGGGCCGGAUGCUGAGGGUCUUGGACGGGAUCACUGGAAUGAAAUGUUGGCUUAUCCUCGGAAGCCCAUCACACACUGGCACGCUCUUGGAGAGUGGCCAGGCAGAGGAGCGAGCUUCGAGAGUCAAGGUUCCUGUCCGUCACCCAAACCUCCUCAGACGCCCUGAAGAGCACAGGUA